Messenger RNA from Ochlerotatus camptorhynchus, 7679 nucleotides. It is a transcript of the gene Exn, whose product is annotated as Ephexin. The record is from RefSeq and is a predicted model, not a curated record. Gene Ontology annotation, molecular function: protein binding; guanyl-nucleotide exchange factor activity. Lineage: Eukaryota; Metazoa; Arthropoda; Insecta; Diptera; Culicidae. The transcript is spliced from 9 exons. Gene Ontology annotation, biological process: activation of GTPase activity. The coding region runs from base 1063 to 7671 and encodes 2202 amino acids.
GACGGGCCAGAGGUAGCCGGUUCUCAUGUUCGUUUGCUUGUUGUGUCGACAAUAAUCGGUUUGUUCAAAUUUGCGGGCGCGCGCGAACCCAUCUAGUGUAGCGCUUUAUCAAAGUGGAAUUAUGUUGUUUGCUGACAGACGCAAUUCGCGGAAUCGAUAAGGAUCCCUUGAGCUCCGGCAAAGGGCCUGAGUAGCAACAUUGAAGUGGCUUACUGCUUGUGUUAGUGUGAAUCCUUUCAAGUGAUUACAAAAAACCAAAUCUGGAUAGCCGAGUGCUUCAUAGAAAUGCAUUUGAGUGGCUACCUUUUGCGGCAUUGCUUGGAAAUAAAUCGAUGUGUUUAUGAUUUUGAGUUGAAUAUCUGUUAACAAUGGCUCUUCGUAUGGUGAUGAAACGUAUAUUAUCCGGAAUGUGUCACAACUAGUGAUUGAUUCAGCAAAAUUCGGCUUAUGGAUGUCAAGUUUGCUGUGAUAUUUUGUGCUGUAUUAUGAAGCCAUCGUCAGUGUCAAAUUUCGCUUGGGUACUCCUCUACUUACAAAUCCAGAGUGAAAAAAACGAAAAAGUGUUGCACUCUCUCAGCAUUUGCCGCCGCGACAAUGCGCAUUUUUCGCAAACAGUGCAACGCGCGUUAUGGUUAAGUGGCUAUUUAUUAUAACCUCAAAAAGGUUGACCGAAGAAGAAAACGAGUGGAAACAAGCUGAAGAGCCUGAAAUCGAUCGCGAGCGGCUUCUUGUGUUGUUUUUUUAAACGAUACCUUCGUGAUUGUAAUAUUCAUGUCAGUGUAUGUAUACAUGUGUAUGGCUUUGUGCUGUGACCUGCAAUGAGUAAUGAUGAUCGUCAACGGUGGAGUUCUUGGCAAUAGCUCUAUUGCUCGCGACGACGUCAUUGCACAAUAAAUCGAUAGGAGAAACGCCUCGCGGCAUACCGGAUUUUCAGGGCAGCAGCCACCGCCGAGAAACGGGGACACUGGAGCUUGCGCAGCUCAGCAACGAGGCCCAAAUUAUUCGUUUUAGAAAGUUCCAACGUAACAGUUCACCUGGUGGCAGCUCCCCCAUCCACCGAAGAUGUACUCCACCAACAGCAACCGAACGCAGCCUGCGGCCACUGUUGAGAAGCGUUCAACCGACAAGCAGCCAAACUUCAUCCAACGGUUCUACCUCUUCGGGACUAAUCCAAACACUAGUUCCAGCAGUAGCUCAGAUAGCUCCUGUAGCACACCAUCGUCUCCAACGUCCCCGAGUCCACCUUCAACUUUGCUGAAGAAAGCGAAAAAGAAACCGUUAGACGACAGCGAAGACGACCUUCCGUACCAUGCUCAAUCACAUCACUACAGCGUUCAACGGCUGAAGCAAUUCUGGAACAAUCGGCUCAGUCUAAGUUCACCCGGAUCCGCCUCAACCAGCGAAACCACCCUCUCCAGAAAACUCAAAAGUGUCACUCUGGGACCAUCGAACCCCUUGCGGAAACCAACAACUCCAGAAUUCCUCCGACGGAACAGUUCCUCCCGUGGAUCCGCGUCCCGUAGAAACAUAGUCCGAAGCAGCCUAGUCCCACUGUACUCCAAAACUGCCAGUCCGAAAGCAGCUCGCUCACGCGAAGUGGAUAAUGAAAGUUCCGCCACCUCCAAUCAGAAACGAUCGAGCGUUGUUCUAAGUCCGGUUAAGGAUUUGAAGAAGGAGAAACGGUCCUGCCUGGAACGGGUUGGAUGCAAUGCGGGAUUCCCUCUGGUAACGGCAACGGCCAGCGGAGGAAGAAUCAACUGGGCAAGGCGAGUUGAACUGCUUGGGAUACGGUCUCAAAAAGAAGACCCGAAAAUGCCGAUCAAGGUGGAGAACUACGUGAACAACUUCAUCGAGGUGGAUAUCCAAAAUGAGCCGCCACCGCUACCGACUUCGGAACCGCCGGAACCUGCGAUGGAAGAACAGCAGGACCCAGUAGUAAUUCCUAACGAAAAGGUAGACACUCCUCAGCCAAAACAGGGCAUGCGAGAUUCACUGGACAGUAAGAAGAGUGUGAGCUCAAACGAUUCACAGUCUAUUGGUCGGCGGCAUGGGACACCGACACGGAAGGUGAGCUUCCGAACGACGACCUCGCCUUACAACAGAAAACUGCUGCAUGCCAAAGAGAACAAAGUAAUGGCCCUGACGAACAAGUUCAACAAGAUGUGUCAGCAGGAUGCUGGGAUCUUGGAGGAGGUUCGGAAACGAGGAGGAUACUUUCACAAGUCCGGAAGUCACGUGUACAAGGUAAUCGACGGAGAAGGCAGUGUGAGAAAGAAGUCUAGCGCCAGCAGCGGCACCCGAACGGACGAGAGUUCGGAUGACGUUUCGGUGGGUAGCAAGGGUUCGUACAAAAGAGCCGGAGUAAAGAAACGGCCCAGUUUACGGAAGAAUCUGUAUCGCAAACCGGAAUGUGAAUCAGCGAACAGGACUUCGGUGUGCGUGAAGGAAGCACUGGAGAUCUUCGAACCGAACAGUAAUCAUUACCAAUCUGUAUCUCCUCUAACGGACAAGAAACCUCCGGCUGGUAGGGCCAAACCCAAGGUCCCAGAUAAAAGUGAUCAAGUGAUCAGGAAAACGAGGGAACUGAAGAAUAAGCGAGCGAUCCAAAUCGAUGCCAACAAUUGUGAUAGCAGUAACGGAGUAGUGGAGAUAGAAGUAGACAUGGUGCCAAAUAGUAUUAGCCAAGAUAGUAUAAGUAGUGAGAAUCGAAAUGAAAUUGACGGUAAUACUCAUGUUGUCGAAGAAGAAGUAGCAAAAUCGGAAGAUGUUAAGGUUGAAAUUGUGGAACCGGAUAAGCCUGAACGGGUAGUUGAUGAAUAUUCUGUGGUGAAGAAAAAGUCUGAGGUCGUGCAAGAAGAACUGGUGAAGCAGAAGAAAGACAAAAGGGACAAAGAGCCUGCCAAGAUUUGCAAAGGAGAAGAACAGAAUUCGCCUCCACCAAAGCAGAAAAGUGCCGUUCAAAGGAUCUACGAGAAAUUUGCAUUCCGAUCUGCGAAAAAGAUCAACCUGAGCAGUUCGGUACGAACGUCCAGUGAAUCGCAGUUGAACUCAAGUUUUGAAAGUGAAGAUCGAUUGCUGUUUGUUCCGGACAACAAGCUUACACGGAAGAACUUUGUCUCCUCGAUCGAGAUCCCUACGAUCCACAUUGAGGAGACGCAGGAAAGUAGCUCCGAUCACUCAGAUCGCAAAAUCGUCGACGCUAUCAAAUCCCUCAAUCUGAAGAUCGACAACCUAUCGAGAAGUUUCAAUGAUUUGACCAUUAAAGAUCCAGAACCGGAAUCGGAGCCGGAGCCUGCCAAACAACCGAAUAAUUCCUUCCUGUUCCGAAGCAUGACGAAGAUCAGCACCGGAGCCGAAACGGCCAUGAGUCAUUUGGAUAUCGUUCAAGCCGUCAACACCGUCGUGAUCAACAAGUCCAUCUCCAUGGAUGAUCACCACUUCCCCUGUCAAACGAACCUAGAUCGCCUCAGUCUGAACGAAAAGAUCCCUGUAGUUAUGGUAAGUAAAGCGAUCAGCGCGUCCGAAAACGACUACGAAAUGGUGUCCAGGGUUGAGUCCCCACGAAGAUCGGAAACCUCAUCUGUUUCCUUUCAUGGUAGCACCAUGAGCAUUGACCUCAUGGAACUAACCGCCAACAUCGACUCCUUCGUCUACAAAGCGAAGAACGCCGAGAGUUUCACCUACCAAACCACUACGGCUUCGGUCGACACGCCGACUGCCGGAAAAACGAUUCAACCUGACACCGCCAGCCUAAACAGCUACGAAUCCUUCGAAAACUACGAAUCCAUCGAUCGAACCAGCAGUCGAUCGAACCAGCAAGAUGAAGACACCUACGAAAUUUGCAACCCUCCGGAACCACUGCCACCGCGGAACGACACACAAUCUCCGAACGAUCUAGCCCUACCGCAACCGAAGCGCAAUCUCGCCGGAUCUCCAAAGUUCUUGCCGAAAAAUCAACCAACCUACCAAUCCAACUACGAGAAGAUCAAGUAUGACAAAACACCUCCACGCCCUCCAAAAUCGGAGGAAAUUCCACUACCGCCUCGCAACCCGGUCCCCAUGGAGCUGUUGAAUAAUCAUCGCGAAGCAGUUUCCACAUCUCCGACCCUCUCCGAGGAACCGAUCUACGAGGAAAACAUCUACGAUACGAUCAAGAGUUCGGACGGUUUGGAUUACGACGAUCCGAAUGGAAGUGCCGAAGCGGCGGUAAUCAAGCGACCGAAGCAUAACCUACCGGCCGAUGCGGUUUCAAUCAUAUCGUCCAAUUGCUACGAAUCGAUCGGGUCGAAGUUGUUGGCCAUGGACUACCUCAGGCAUGGAGGAGCGACUUUGCCGCGGAUGGGAUCGAUCUCGACACUGGCGUCGGAUCAGAUUACGAACAGCUUGUACGGGUGCAAUACCAAUGUAGGGCAGAGUUUGACUCCGCCCAGCGAGCGUGGAAGCGAUACCAGUAACAGUGCCGAGUGGACGGACAUUUCCGACGAUGAGGACGAGGACGAGAGUCACGGAAGGAGCAAUUUUAUCAUUGUGCGGAAGCGGAACAAGGUUCACCAAACGCCGGUCUGGUCCCGGAAGGUCCGCAACAAGCUGGCGUCACAGCAGCAGCAGCAAUUGGAGCGGGGCCAGCCCAAACAUGAUGACGAUUCCGACCACGUUUACGAAUCGCUAGAGUCGCACGGGCACUCACGUAUCAGUACUCCCUCGAUUAUCAACCGACGCGUCCCUCCUCCACCACCAUCAACUAACGGUACGACCGCUGCUGUAGUCGGCAUCGAUGACUUCAUCAAUCCACCUCGAGCAACAACCGAUCAACCCUUCCUGGAUGGCGUUGAUUCCGAUUCGUUCGAUAGCGACGAGAGUGACGAGGAUCGGAAAAACGAUCCCUACGCCCACCACAAUCCAACGAGUGAUAUCAACAGCGCCAAGCAGCUGCCAGAUCCACCCCCGCCCAACAAUCAAAUGUACGCCCUAAUGCAGAAAAUCCGCAGCAUCGGAACUCUGUCCAAGUCAGAGCUUGCCAAAGGCUUCAACAAAUUUUCGAAAAAGAAAACCAGCUCUUCUAAAUCGCCAAAGAUCUUCACCGGGGAAAACCUCACCUUCCCUCCCGGCCCGGACGAGUCUACAAACUACGAGAGCACUCCCCUCCCGAAAACGCCAAAAUCCAAAUCCAAAUCCUUCAAGCUACCCCUCCAGCUCGGAUCUUCCAGUAAACCCUCGUCGGACGAUUACGAAAAUACCGACUUCCAUCAAGCCGUAACUCCAACCUCCGUUUCGCCCAAUGGAUCCGCCCUAGCAUCUAGUCCCGCUUCGGAACAAGCGGACCGAUCCAUAUUGGCCAGUAUCAGCAACAGCGACUCCAGCAAUGUGUCAACUUUCCGAAAAAAGUCCAAAAGUGGAAAGUCUCUCCGCUCCAAACUUCGCAAAAGCCUCCAAUCAGAGUCUAGUCUCAACAUCGGUAGCUCGUUCAACGGAUCUCGCAGCACCUUCUACGUGACGGACUCGCUUGACGUUGAUUCGGGGAUCUUCAACGGCAGUGAACCAAACAGUUCAUCAUCGAAUCUAAAUGUAGCCUCCGUGGGUAAAGACACCCCGUCCCCACAGAAGCUCUCCAUCCACAAAACCCCGGAUGCCGAUCGACGAAAGUCCUUGAACGGAGGAAGCCCCGCUAGUCGGCCCACUAUUCCACCUCCACCGCCGCCUAUCAGUGCUCCCGGUGGGGAUAAAAAGUUUCUGAAGAACCGGAAACUGGGCGCCACCUCGUGGUACGCCGAGUGUGGAGUGUUCAAGGCAGAUAGUCUCAAGCAAGCGGCUUCGUUCGAGAACGAACUGAAAAACAAGGAGCGCAGCACGACGUCCUGGUAUGCGGAAGCCGGUCUGUAUCAGACCAGUGAUGUUUCUGUUGCGAGCUCAAGUGAAAGUUCCGGUGUGUCGACGGGUGGAGAAGGAGGUGGAGAGGACGACCAUUCACAUAGCAUGUUUGUCAAUGAACCACUGUACCAGAUCUACAACGCGGCGAAGUUGGAAUCGUUGACGCGGGAUAUCGAUGCGGAAAUUACCGGCGGUGACACGGAGCUGUACGACGAUGGGUACGAGAAGAUCUCCGGCCACGGGAAGGACGAGCUGGGCGUGACCGGGAUGGUGGGUGGUUUCGGCGACGAGGACAUUGUGAGUCGAAAGCUGAGGCCGAGCGCGUUCGAGCUGAUCGAGCCGAACGUGGGCAAGCUGCGGACGCUCUGGUGCGAGAUUCCGGAGGUGAUCAAUUCGGAGAUUUUGUUAACCCUAACUCCGACCGAGAAGCGCCUCCAGGAGGCCAAAUUUGAGAUCCUCACAUCGGAAGCCUCGUACCUCAAGUCGCUGAACCUGCUCAGGUCCCACUUCAUCAACCAUCCGGCCUUCCGGGACGUCAAGGUCCUUACGUCAUCCGAGCGGAAGACGCUCUUCGCCAACAUCAUUCCGGUGCAGGAGUGCUCCGAUCGCCUUCUUUGCGAUCUGGAAAACUGCUGGCAGGACAACAUCAUGCUACUCGGACUCAGUCACAGCAUCUACAAGCACGCCGAGAAGCACUUCCACGUGUAUGUCAACUAUUGCGAGCACCAGGCGAAAAUCGAUCGAUCUUUGAAGAACCUCAAGGCCAACAAACCCGAAUUCAGCAAAACCCUUCUGGAGCUGGAGUCGGAUCCGAUUUGCUGUGGCCUAAGUCUGUCCUCGUUUUUGAUGCUUCCAAUGCAACGGAUAACUCGGAUGCGGCUGCUGCUGGAUGCGGUUCUCCAACGACUUAAAUCGGAUGACGAUGAGUUUGUAAGUUGGGAGAAGACUUAUGUACUGAUCAAUCAGAUCCUGAAGCAGUGCAACGAUGCGGCCCAUCGGAGUGAGCAGAUGCACGAGAUGGAGGUGAUUUCGCGGCAGAUUGAGUUCCCGUCGCACAUCCGACCGCUGGCGAUUGUGCCCUGUGGCAUCGGACCACCGGGCAGUGUGAUGCGGAAGCUGGAGAAGAAGGGCGAAUUGGUACAUCUGCUGUGGCGAGGAGACGAAGCCAAGCUGACGUUCGGCAAGAAGUUCAGCAAGAGCAACAUCUACGCGUUCCUGUUCACCGAUCUGAUUGUGUUGACCAAAAAGAAGGGAGACGAAACCUUCCUAGUCACGGACUACUGUCCACGUGCCCUCCUGUCGGUCAACUCCGGCGACAUCGUGCCGCAGUUGCCGACUAAGGAGAUGCACGCCAUUGGAAAACACCUGAUCAUCAUGACGUUGCUGGAGAACCACGAAGGAAAGACCAUCGAAAUGAUCAUCAGCUGCCCAUCGGAAACGGAACGCGAACGGUGGCUCAAGGUGACGGAACCUCUGUCGUCGGAGAAUCCCGACGAGAAGAUCUAUGAACAGUGGGACUGCCCUCAGGUGGUGGCUAUCCAUCCCUACCACGCACUGCAACCCGACGAACUGGAUCUGGACAUUACGGAUGUCGUAAACGUGCAUCGAAAGAUGGCUGACGGCUGGUACGAAGGGGAACGGAUUCGGGACGGGUCUGUCGGAUGGUUUCCCAGCAACUACACCAAGGAGAUGCCGUCGGCACACGUCCGGGCCAAGCACAUCAAGCAACGCCACAUGCUGCUGUCGUAUACGUCCAAAUAUAUCGACACAACAACGCGGACACUGCAGCACAGCAAAAAGUGAAAUACCUA